Camellia sinensis is the source of this 2145-nucleotide messenger RNA. RefSeq names its product receptor-like protein EIX2. The record is from RefSeq and is a predicted model, not a curated record. NCBI's taxonomy places the organism in Eukaryota, Viridiplantae, Streptophyta, Magnoliopsida, Ericales, Theaceae. Gene Ontology annotation, molecular function: protein binding.
AUGACUAGUCAGAGUAUAUAUACUACCACCUUUAAUCUUACUGUUUUUCUUUUUCUUUCAUUGCUUUCUCAAUUUGUUUCUCUUGAAACCAGUAGAUUCAAUUCCAAUGAUGGUAAUUUAACCACGCAUUGCAUUGAAUUUGAGAGGAAAGCCCUUCUUAAAUUCAAAGGAGGACUCACAGAUCCUUCUGGUCGGCUUUCUUCUUGGGUUGGCAAAGAUUGCUGUCGAUGGAAGGGUGUGAGCUGCAACAAACACACUGGCAACAUUUUCAAGAUUGACCUCAGAAACCAUGGAGGAGAAUAUUGCAGUUUGUUCGAAGGACUUGCGGACAAUAACUCCUCAUCGUGUUUGGGAGGUGAGAUAAGUCCUUCUUUGCUCAACUUAAAAUAUUUAAGUUACUUGGAUCUAAGCAUGAAUGAUUUCCAGGGAAUCACAAUCCCAAAUUUCAUCGGUUCACUUGAGAAAUUGAGUUAUCUCAGACUUUCUCAAUCAAAUUUCGGUGGAAUGGUUCCACCUCAUCUUGGAAAUCUGUCAAACUUGCAAUAUCUUGACCUCUCUGCAUUUGUUUUUUACUACAAUAUUUGGGCAUCGGAUUUAAACUGGCUUGUUGGCCUAUCUUCUUUGAAGUAUCUUAAUCUUGGUGGUGUGAACCUGAGUGAAGCAACAGAUUGGUUGCUUUCAGUUAAUACCAUGCCCUCUUUGUCUGAGUUACACUUGUUUGAUUGUCAACUCUCCAAUUUUCAAAAAUCUAUACAGAAAAUAAAUUUUACUUCCCUCUUGGUCCUCGAUCUCUCUUCUAACGAGUCUAACUCUUCCUUACCUCUAUGGCCUUUCAAUAUUAGUACUCUUGUGGAAUUCAAUGUCAGUUUAACCAAUUUUACGGGUUCCAUUGUCAGUGCUGCUUUGGGAAGCUAUCAUAACUUGCAAUCACUAGAUUUAUCUUCUAACUCUAUUAGUAGUGACAUACGUGAACUUUUAGAGGGAUUGUCUGGGUGUUGUAACAGUAGCUUGAAGGAGUUGAUAUUGGGGUCCAACAAAUUUAAUGGAAAGUUGCCCGAUUCAUUGGGACACUUGAACUAUUUGAGAUCCCUUGUACUGAAUGAGAAUCUGAUCUCAGGUCCAAUUCCAGAAUCUGUUGGAAGGUUGUCUUUUCUAAAGGAAUUGGACCUUUCUUUUAAUGAGAUGAAUGGGUCUAUCCCUACAAGUUUAGGAAGACUCACAGAGUUGACUAAAUUGCAACUCUUCCAUAAUUCUUGGAAAGGCCUCUUGUCCCAAAACCAUUUACAGGGUCUUGCAAAACUACGAGUUUUCUCCGUAUCUUCCGACACAACUUGCAUUUUUGAUGUGACACAUGAAUGGGUUCCUCCAUUUAGCCUGUUAGCUAUCCAAAUCAGUAACUAUCUGUUGGGUCCAAAAUUUCCAACAUGGCUGAGAAAUCAGAAAGAACUUUUAUCCAUUGUCCUCACAAAUGUCUCCAUUUCAGAUACAAUACCUGACUGGUUUUGGAAAUUGUCAAUGCAGAUUGACAAGCUCGAUUUAUCUCACAACGAAAUUGUCGGUGUUGUUCCCAACUCAUUAGGAAUUUCCUUUGUGGACUUGAGAUUCAAUCGCCUGGAAGGCACAAUCCCACUCUGGCCUAACGUAAUGUUUCUCUUUCUGAACAACAAUUUAUUUUCAGGAGCAAUUCCUUUGAAUAUUGGCAGUGUCAUGUCAUCGUUGGUCAUUCUUGAUCUUUCUGGGAACUCUCUAGAUGGUACCAUUCCUUUGUCCAUAUGUAAAUUGAAAGUUUUGCAAGGCCUCUAUCUUUCGGAUAAUCAUCUAUCUGGACAAAUUCCCAUCCAUUUGGGGGACAUGUAUGCUCUUGGUGGCAUAGAUCUGUCCCAAAACAAUCUCUCUGGCCAUAUUCCUGAAUCAAUGUGCUCACUACCAUUUCUUUAUUGGUUGAGGUUGAGUGGUAACAAUCUUUCUGGCGAACUCUCUUGGUUGAAGAAUUGCAGGAAUUUGCAGACUCUUGAUCUUGGAGAUAACAAAUUUUCUGGGAACAUACCAGGAUGGCUGGGAGAAAAUCUUUCGUCGCUUUCCAAGAUCCGAAUGCGAGCCAACUUGUUCACCGGAGAUAUACCUCAACAGCUGUCAUUUAUCUGA